AUGCGUUUCUCCAUCCUCACCGCCGUCGCCUCCAUCUCGGGCGUCCUGGCCGCUCCGCCGCUGUACGGCAGCUCCCGGGCCGACAAGAUCGUCUUUGCCCCGACCGCGCCUCGGGUCGCCAUCGGCGCCGCAGCCGUCAACGCAGCAGCAGCAGCAGCCCCGGUGGCGCGCGCAGCCCCCGCGGCGCCGCGCGUGCAGCAGGCCAAGGAGAUGGUGACGGCGCUCAAGGCGGACGUGGAGGGCGACCUGGCGGACUGGAAGUCGGGCGACGUGGCCAAGAUGAAGAGCAAGAUCGGCACGGUCACGUCAAAGGUGGACAGCGUGUCGUCCAUGGUGUCGAGCAUCCUGGGCGACGUCGAGCUCGGCGGCCUGUCCGAGGCGGACAAGAAGUUUGCGCUGGGCAUGUUUGCCGACGCCCAGGAGCUGGCGAGCGAGGUCGAGAACAGCAUGGGUUCCAUCGACUCUAACAACCGCGCCGCCCUCAAACCCGAGCUGGACAUUCUGCGCCUCGACCUGGGCGGCCUCCUCGGGCCCCUCUUGAACCUCCUCAUGGGCCUCCUAAAUGGCCUCUUGGGCGCCCCCAAAGAGGACCCCGCCGGCAAGCCCGGCGGCGAGAGCGAUGGUCUGCUGGGCAGCCUCCUUGGUGGCCUUCUCGGCGGGCUGGGUCUGUGA
Messenger RNA from Pyricularia oryzae 70-15, 672 nucleotides. RefSeq lists its product as uncharacterized. The coding region runs from base 1 to 672 and encodes 223 amino acids. The transcript is spliced from 2 exons. NCBI's taxonomy places the organism in Eukaryota, Fungi, Ascomycota, Sordariomycetes, Magnaporthales, Pyriculariaceae. The record is from RefSeq and is a predicted model, not a curated record.